Molecule: messenger RNA, 1654 nt
Organism: Lonchura striata (white-rumped munia)
Lineage: Eukaryota; Metazoa; Chordata; Aves; Passeriformes; Estrildidae
Gene: EGFL6
Product: EGF like domain multiple 6
Cellular component (GO): membrane
Molecular function (GO): calcium ion binding
Source: RefSeq, a predicted model, not a curated record
GACAGCCAGACAGCGCCGGGGUCGGCGAUGGUGCCGGCGCCCGGGAGCGCCCUGCUGGCCGCGCUGCUCGCCGCCGGGCUGGCCGCGGGCAGCUCGAGAGCUCGUGGGCAGCUGGGGGCUGUGAGCCAGCCUGGGGUGUGUCACUACGGCUCCAGGUUGGAUUGCUGUCCUGGCUGGAGAAAGAACAAGGGCCACUGUGAAGCUACCUGUGGACAUGGUUGCAAGUAUGGCGAGUGCAUGGGACCAAACAAAUGCAAAUGUUUCCCUGGAUUUACAGGGAAAACCUGUAAUCAAGAUCUGAAUGAAUGUGGACUGAAGCCACGUCCUUGUGAGCACAGAUGUAUGAACACACAUGGCAGCUACAAGUGCUAUUGUCUCAAUGGGUACAUGCUCAUGCCAGAUGGCACAUGUGCAAGUUCUAGGACAUGUGCCAUGGUGAAUUGUCAAUAUGGAUGUGAAGAAGUCAAGGGACAGGUGCAGUGUCUCUGUCCAUCAGGUGGCCUUCAGCUGGGACCAAAUGGAAGGACAUGCAUUGACAUCGAUGAAUGCUCCACUGGCAAAGCUGUCUGCCCGUACAACCGCCGAUGCGUCAACACGUUUGGAAGCUUCUACUGCAAGUGCCAGCUGGGAUAUGAACUAAAAUACACCAGUGGCCGCUACAACUGUGUGGAUGUAAAUGAAUGCGUGACAAAUAGACACAGGUGCAACCUCCAUGCAGAGUGCCUCAACACACAAGGAUCCUUCCAGUGCAAAUGCAAACAGGGCUACCAAGGAAGUGGGUUUGAUUGUGCUGCUAUCCCUGAAAAGUCAGUGAAGGAAAUUGCAAGAAGCCCUGGAACAGCUAAAGACACAAUUAAGAAACUUCUUGCACAAAAAAGCAGUGUGAAAAAUCAUAAAAAAAUCAAGAAUGCAAUCCAAGAAGCAGCUGUGACCCCACCUUCUAAGAUGCAGUUGCUGGACUAUGAAGUUGGUAUUGAUCUUGGUGGGAGCUACAGUGAGGAAGAGAAAGAAACUGCAGCUGCUGCAGAAGAGGUGGGACAAAAGUCAGAUGAAGAGGAGAAGGAAGAUUUUGAAAACCAAAUUGAUGAGCGAAGCCUUAGAGGGGAUGUCUUUUUUGAUUGCAGCUUCAGUCGAGGGGUUUGUGACUGGAAACAAGAUGCUGAUGAUGACUUUGACUGGAAUCCUGCUGAUCGAGAUAGAGGUGAUGGCUUCUACAUGGCAGUUCCAGCUUUUGUGGGACACAAGAAUGAUAUGGGGCGUUUAAAACUUCUCCUCACUGACCUCAAACCAAAGAGCAGCUACUGCUUGAUUUUCAGUUAUCGGCUUGCUGGUGAGAAAGUGGGAAAGCUUCGAGUGUUCCUGGCAAACAAAAAAUCUACUCCUGUCUGGGAAGAGAACAAAGGAAAAGAUGAAAAGUGGAGAACUGGAAAAAUAGAGAUAUUUCAGGGGGCUGAAACAACCAACAGUAUCACAUUUGAAUCAGAACGUGGGAAGGGUAAAACUGGAGAAAUUGGAGUGGACAAUGUUAUGCUAAUUUCUGGUCCAUGCCCAGAAGACACCUGAUAAUGGACAUUUAACUAUACCAGAUUUAAUCCUAUUUUUCACAUUUUAUUAGUAGUGUAUUUUUUGUAUUCUUUUUUAAUUAAAAAACAAA